UUCCAUUUUUCACUUUUACGUAGAUGCUUUACCCGUACCUUACAAGGACGAUUGCAAGUUAGUUUCUCAUCUUUAUCUUCCUUUUCGCAGCCUUAGCCGAGGCGACAAACUCCAUCAAGAUUGCUCCAGAAACAGUAGACAAGCCCCCGAAACGGUUGAUUGGGCUGGGUUCAUGGACUCCAAGUGUUGAGCUUCAAGAUAACCAACAUACUGGGGAACCAUUUGACUGGCCCAGUUCCUGGACUCACGCAAACGCUGGACUUGCUGCAGACGCUUCGGAAAAGGCCAUAGACGACAAAGAAAGCGGAGAGGAAGAGUUUGGCUUAGAAGACACUGCCGAUAAGGAAGCCGAUAAUAAGUACAAGGAAGUCGAGGGCAGUGAUAACAGCGAUAGUCGUAGCGAUAACGAUAGCGACGAUACCGGUGAUAGUAUUACCAGUGAGGGCCACAUCAGAUCUGCAACCGAACUUGGCAGCCUCAGAGACAGAUCCUGCAGUGGCAACAGCGAAAGUGGAAGUGAAAGUGACUUCGGAAAGACUCUUUACGAACUCGCUACGGGGAUAUCAAGUGGCCGAGAUAAGGACGAAGAAGAAUCUGAUUACCAGCCCUCUAAUCACUCCGAAGACUCUUUUGGCUCAGAACUCUCCUGGCCGCUACUACGCCACAUCACUAUCUCACGGGAUCAAACGCAUGCCAGCUCCUUCAACAAAGAACUACUUGCCGCGCUUGAGCAAAACCAGCGGGAACAAGACUUACCCAUAAAUCAGGUAACUGAGGGGAAAGAGGAAGAAGACCACCUUUUACAGACAUACUUCGCCUUCCCCUUGGCGACUAGAACCCCCGCCCUUGACGACUACCAGAUGAAACUCAUUCUUUUGGAUCAGCAGAAUAGGAGACGAUUUAUGAUAGCCAGGCAGGAACAGGACAUGGUUCUAGGUCCCUCGACUUCGGUCGAGGUUGCCCCAGCACAGAUUGUAAAUGCUGCCUUGGAAGUUGAACAUGAGACUAAGAAAGACAAGGAACCUGCCAAUGCCGAAGCUCCUGUCAACUUUGUCCAGAUCGCGCAGCUGGAGCAAGAGAUACAGAAGUUGCGAAAGCUGCAAAACACACUUAAAUCUACUACCUGGCUUGUCCUUUACAAGAUUGAGGGCGAAGAGACUACCUACCUUGUAGAACCCUCUUGGAUCUUGAAAAAGGAGCAGCCACUCCGUUUCAGGGGAAACGAGCCGCUAGCGGACGAAGCUGGGUAUCUUAAACAUAGGCUUGAUGCUGCAUUUGUGGUGUAUAAACACUAUGAACCUGGGUUUCAGUCAAAGGAUGUCAGAAAGGCGGUGGCAGAAGGAUCAACUAUACCAGUCCCGAAACCGGCUAGAGAGGUUGUUCAGCCUCUCUCUGAGCAGAUGAUUAGGGAACUGGAUGAAUAUGUUGACUCCCUUCCAUCUUUCAAGGAAAAGUUCUCUGGUUGGAGAUCCAAGGAUCCUAUCGAGUCGCCUUUUCUAUUUUGGUACUGCUAUCGAUCUUCAGGUACUCUUGCGGGUAUGGAAGAGCCUCACAGGAAGCAGAUGCUACUUCUUACAGAAUGGAUCGACAGAAACUACAGUGAAAUGUACGCUGAAGUGGAGACCAAGUUCUCGGAAGGUCAUGUAUCCAAAACAACGAUGCCUUUCUUCAUACAACCUGGAGAAGUACUGGUAUCAAAGAAUGAAAAAGGCAUCCAGGGAUAUAUGGCUGAGUCGUGGCCUGUCAAACUCCAUUCCACUACUUCCCCACCCGAUUAUCCCAAUGGGGCUCCAAAGGUUAGUCAAGCCUGGUCUGUCAAAGCUUGGAGUUACGGAUAUGAUGGGAAGUUCUACCGCAACUCAACCACACUCUAUAUCGAUCUCAAGUUCGACGAAGACAACCCAGAUGUCAGCAUCGCAAAGCUGAACAUCCUGCCGAUAAGGUUUGGGAACAGUGAAUUCCGCACCAAGCUCGACCGUCGUGGACGGACUAUGUGGGCUUGUAGAAAGAGGAAUCUAGUUGCCUACAAAGACACUACUGAGGACGAUCUCUCUGGGGAGGGGGAGAGAUACAUGAUCGACUUCAACACAUACAAGCAACUUCAUUCAGAUUCGCACAAGUUCAAGAUAGCCUAUUCGUCGCUGAGCAGUCCAAAUCGCAAAGAAAUGGACGCGAAGGUUAUGGAAUGCGAUGAUCCGCCCCAUGGUGCUGAGCUGCUUGUCUUCCCCAACACAAUUGUCGGCUACAACCUCCGACAGAAGAAAUGGCAGGAUCUCCAGAUCGAUCUCAUGCAGAAGGUCCUCUGGAACAAGCAAGCUUUCAGACAUUUGGUUAUCGACCAAGAGAUCAAGGACAUCAUCCAGGCUCUUGUUACCAGCAAGUUGGACACUGAUCAGACGACUGACCUUAUCCAAGGAAAAGGCAACGGGCUGAUCAUCCUAUUGCAUGGAGGACCAGGUACAGGCAAGACCUUUACUGCUGAGAGUGUUGCAGAGCUAGCUGAGAAGCCGCUCUUUCGCGUCACUUGUGGUGAUAUUGGUACAAAUCCUGAAGCGGUUGAGAAGUAUCUUGAGUCAGUCUUGCACCUCGGUAAGAUCUGGGGCUGUGUUGUCUUGCUUGAUGAGGCCGAUGUCUUCUUAGAGCAGCGUACUCUUACAGACCUUGAGCGUAAUGCACUAGUCUCUGUGUUCCUGAGAGUCCUUGAGUAUUAUGAAGGAAUCUUAAUUCUGACCUCCAAUAGAGUCGGCACAUUUGACGAAGCUUUCAAAUCUCGAAUUCAACUUUCACUCCACUAUGAGAGUCUAACUAAGAACCAACGGCGAACCAUUUGGGAAAAUUUCCUCAAUCGACUAAACAACCUUGAGCAAGAGAACUUGAAGAUUGAGCCCAUUGAAGAGCGGAAGCGCAAGUUCGAAGAGAACAAGGGAAUCAAUUUUGAUGACAUUGAACGCCAUUUAGCGGAUUUGGCGGAGGAGCAAAUGAACUGGCGACGAAUUCGUAAUGCGAUCACGACGGCACGACAACUUGCCAAGUUUAAAGGUGAAAGAAUGAUGUAUCGGCACUUGGAGCAUGUCAUUAGAAUUUCAAGGAAAUUUGACAAGUAUCUGGAGAAGGUUAGAGAUAGUUAUACUGAUGACCAGGUGGCUAGGGAGGAAGGUAUUCGAUAAAAGGAGAGCCAACUUCUGAGAGCGUUGAGAGCUUAAGUCAGUAGAGAACUUGUUCUUGAUGUCAUAUUCCAUUGGUCGUAGUUUGCGAGCAUCUUUCGGCGCACUGCAGGAGUUAGUCCCGUGUUAGACUUUACACGAUUCGUUUCACCUCUA
Molecule: messenger RNA, 3320 nt
Organism: Fusarium verticillioides 7600
Lineage: Eukaryota; Fungi; Ascomycota; Sordariomycetes; Hypocreales; Nectriaceae
Exons: 3
Coding region: 861-3167 (768 amino acids)
Molecular function (GO): ATP binding; ATP hydrolysis activity
Source: RefSeq, a predicted model, not a curated record